Dothidotthia symphoricarpi CBS 119687 is the source of this 894-nucleotide messenger RNA. RefSeq lists its product as uncharacterized. Bases 1 to 894 code for a protein of 297 amino acids. NCBI's taxonomy places the organism in Eukaryota, Fungi, Ascomycota, Dothideomycetes, Pleosporales, Dothidotthiaceae. The transcript has a single exon. The record is from RefSeq and is a predicted model, not a curated record.
AUGUCGCUCAGACUCUUCUCACUCGCUCUUGUCGCAACCGCAACUGCUUUCCCAUCUCAACCGCUAGGCAAAGCGACGAGUGAUGAUGCCUGCAACCUAUGUCAACCAGAAGGCGCCACUGGCACCAACCCACCGGCCGUCGGCUCGGAUCUCAGCUCGCUCUACAAUGAAGUCCUCGCAUCUGUCCAGGGUAUCAGCUUCCGCAAACGAUCCACAGAAUCCCUUCAGGUUCGCCAAACAGAGGGAUUUUGUUGCCGACAAACUCUGGACUGCGUGAACGUGCAGAGUGUCAACAUUCCCAUGUGCUACGACAAAUUCACUACAAACUUUGCCUUCUCUGAUGGCUCGUACGGAUCCCUGACAACAGGAGACUACACAUCCAGUGGUUCCAGCGCGAACCUGCUCAGUGGAGAGUACACCUCUUCCAGCGGAGAGAAGGGCAACAUCUACGCGAACGCCCCACAAGCAAAGCCUAACACCGCGACCAUGUCGAAACCUCCGCAAUUUACGGGUACAGGUGUUGGAGGAGCCCUCCCAGCAUCCGAGCUUGGUUCUGUCAUCAUAUAUACAACCACUAUCCCAGCUGUGACUCUCACGGCCGCCGCGAUACGGGCAGGAACAACUGUCACAGAAGCGACUACGAUUCCAGCUCAAACAAGUGUGGUGACGAGCACAAUCGGAGCAACUGCAGCAAACACCGAGGCAACUGCAGCGAACACCGAGGCCGCUGCGACGAGCGCUCAGGUCUCUGCAUCGAGUUCCGGGACACCUGUGACCACCACUGUGGCAGCCGCAUCGAGUUCUGCGGCAGCUGAGCGGUCGGUGGUCGAUUCGAGGCAGAUGCUUGGAAUGCCGCUUUUGAGUGUAUUGAUGUAUGCUCUCUACGCGUUGUGA